Molecule: messenger RNA, 6732 nt
Organism: Cinclus cinclus
Lineage: Eukaryota; Metazoa; Chordata; Aves; Passeriformes; Cinclidae
Gene: FER1L5
Product: fer-1 like family member 5
Exons: 53
Coding region: 1-6732 (2243 amino acids)
Biological process (GO): vesicle fusion; plasma membrane repair; negative regulation of phagocytosis
Cellular component (GO): T-tubule; cytoplasmic vesicle; membrane
Molecular function (GO): calcium-dependent phospholipid binding; calcium ion binding
Source: RefSeq, a predicted model, not a curated record
AUGGCGGGAGCCCCGCCCCCUUCCCCCUCCCCUCGCACCGCCUGCUACCAGCGCGCGUGCGCGGGGCGCGCCCCCGUCUCUGUCGCCGGCCCCCAGCGCGCCUGCGCGGGGCGCGCUCCCGCGGAACCGCGAGAUGUCCCCGUGGGAAGGGACCCGCGAGGAUCGGGGGUGUCCCCGUGGGAAGGGACCCGCGAGGAUCGGGGAUGUCCCCAGGAAUGUCCCGGUGGGAAGAGGCACUCCAGGCUCAUCCAGCCCCGCACAGGACACUGCGCGGGCCUGGCGGGUCACGGAGCGUCCCGCGUGGGAACACGGGGCCGCAGUUACCGGGUGACAGAGCCGCCCGCGCGACAGUCCGUGCGUCGGCCCCGCCGUUGGCACGGUGCGACACGGGAGCCCAACCGCCGUGCUGCUCGCCAGGGGGGAGGUGACACCUGGGGCUGGCACUGCGUUGGCAGCCCCUCGGCGACAAAUCUGCAGCCGCGCUCCGUGGCCAUGCUGCGGUGCCACGUGGUCGCCGUCCACAUUCCCGGGGCCACCGGCUUCGGUCCCGGUGUCCAACUCUCCGUCUGCUUCCGAGGCGUCCUCAGAAGAACCCAGGUGGUGCCCGAGGAGAGCAGCCUCACCUGGAAUGAGGAGCUGGUGUGGCCUCUGGACACGUGUCCCCUGAGUGCCACGGACACACUUAACCUGCGUCUGCGGCGCUGGGACUGCCCCCUGCCCCAGGGAGACCUAGGUUCCACCAUGGUGUCACUGGACAAGUUGGUGGCCAACCCCAGCCUGCCGAUGGCCAUCAGGGACAUCCCGCUGCUGAACCACCGGGAACUGCCAACGGGGUGCACCGUCACCUUCCGCUGCUACUAUGACCCGCACGGCACGGCCGGGUUUGUCCCUGUCACCACGCACGGACAGGUGGCACUGGAGCCACCGGCGAUGGCCCCUGCAGACAGGAAGGAGGAUUUCCAGGUCCGGGUGAGGGUCAUCAAGGGCCGCCAGCUGCGGGGCAAUGACAUCAAACCCGUGGUGAAGGUCCAGAUCGGGAAGCAGAGCUUCCGCACCCACAGCCGGAGCGGGAACAACCCCUACUUCAAUGAGGUGUUUUGCCAGAAUUUCCGCCAGACGCCGGAGCAGCUGGUGGCACAGCCCAUCCACAUCCAGGUGCUCCGUUCACCAAACAUCUGCACCAAACCCAUCAUCGGUGUCUUCGAGCUCGACGUUGGCACCAUCUACUCUGCCCCAGGCAGAACCUGGGGUGACAGCGGGGUGGCUCCGAUGCCGCGUGACAGCGGUGUCCCCGCCGUGCCAGGGCGCAGCCUGAGCGGGAAGUGGCUGAGCCUGCAGCACCCGCGGCACCGCGACGGCCGCUCCCAGGGCUUGCUGCAGGUCAGCCUGGUCGUGCGCCGAGCCGGAGAGCGCGCCCAGGAGCAGGAGAUGCCGGCGGGGGACAAGGACGUGGAGGCCAACCUGCUGCGGCCAUCGCCCUGCGCCACCACGCUGCAGAUCCGCGUGUUCCGAGCCGAGGACCUGCCACGGGCGGAGCCGGCGCGGCGGUGCCUGGGCGGCACCACGGGCUCGGCCAAGGUGUCGGUGCGGGUCGGCUUUGCGGGCAGGACGCUCUGCACCCGCGGGAUGCCCCCCGAUGCCAGCCCCGAGUGGAACGAGGUUUUGUUCUUCCCCCUGCGGCUGCCCCCCAUCUGUGACGAGAUCCUGCUGGAAAUCCUGUGUGGGUCAUGCCGGAGCAAAGUCCUGGGCAGGGCCACCCUGAGGCUGUCCCAGAUCUCCCGAGACCCCAACGAGCUCGAGGAGGGGACCCCCGGGUUCUUGCCUUCCUUCGGGCCCUGCUUCCUGCCCUUCUACGGCCCCCGGCCCGACUCUGCCAGGGACUCGGGGCUGGUUUAUCAGGGCCGGCUGCUGCUGGAACUCUGCACCCGCGUGGGGACCCCACCCGGGCGCCAGCGCGACGCUGUCGCACCCGUGGACGCCGAGCUGGCCCAGAGCCGCCUGCCCCGCUGCCAGCUGGGGCUCUGCGGGGUUUUCUACUCGGCCACCAUGGUGCCAGGCAGCCCCGAGCCGCUGCGCCUCGAGCUGGGCAUCGGCAGUGCUGCGACCGCCACCGCGCAGGGACUGCCCGUGUCCGACGGGAACCUCUACCACCACCUGCCGUGGUUUGGGGACAAACCAGUGGCUGCUGUCACCUCGCUGUGGGAGGACGCCGGGCACCGCUGGGACAGCCUGAACCUCCUGCGAGCCCUGUGCCAGCACCUGGAGAGGAACCUGGCUGAGCUGCAGUGCCACCGCGGGGACAUCGAUGAGAUCAGGGCGAGGCUGCUGCGGGAACUGGCCCAGGACUGCACGGAUGCCCUGGGCUGGCUGGAGGCGCAGCCCACCCUGACCACCCUGGACCAGCAGCUCCGCAGCUCCCGGCGCCUGCUCCUGCGGCAGCUCCGGCGCGUGGCCGAAGCCGAUCCCCAAAAAACGCCGGAGCUGCGCGGGGACGCGCUGGGGACAGUGGCCCGGGGGUGGCUGCGGCGCGUGGCCGCACUGGCUGUCGAGCCUCAGGCUGGUGUCCCUGACGUGCAGCUGUGGCUGCUGCGGGGCCAGCUGCGGGUGGCCUCGGCUCGUGUCCCCGCCACCGAUGUGCUUCACUCACCACGCGGCCCCAGCGCCUGCGGCCGCCUCUGUGGGAGAGUCCUGAGCCUGUUUCUGGGCUGCGGGGACAUCCAGGCCCACGUGCGGGUCCGGCUGUGGCUGGGACGAGUGGCCGAGAGCGCGGACCUGGCCCGGCUGCUCGAGGGGACCCUGAGCUUCUACAGCGAGACGGUGACAGGAGGGGACAGCGGGAACAGCGGGGAGGGAACAGGGCCAGGAGGGGACAGAGGGGAUAGCACCGGGAGGAGACAGCGGGGACAGCACCGGGGAGGGGACGGCACCGGGGAGGGGGCAUACGAGAACCAGACGCAGCUGCUGGGGAAAUGGGGACCCCGGAAGCUUUUGGGGCGCCCCGCGUUCUCCGACAGCUCCGGCCGGGCGGGCCGCUCCCCGGAGCAGAUCCAGCCCCCCAAGGGCUGGCGCUGGGACGGGCCCUGGAGCGUGGAGCGGCCGCGGCGGGUGCUGGCGCGGCCGGAGCCCGCGGUGAACGUGGUGCUGGAGGAGCUGUUCGAGAACCAGAGCCGCGAUCCCGGAGGGGACUGGAGCCCCUCCGGCACGGCCAUCACGGACGCCAAGGGAGUGGCGGUGCCACUGAAGGAGGAGGUGGCGUGCCCCGAGGGCUGGCGUGUCACCAGUGACUGGCACGUGGACGUGGAGGGGAACGUGGAUAAGGACGGUUGGCAGUACGCCGUGGGCGCAGAGGAUGGCAGCCCCUCGGCAGCGUGGCACAGCAAGGGGCAGCACUGCCACACCCUCCGGCGCCGGCGCUGGGUCCGGCUCCGCCACUGGGACAGCGACAGCUGGACACGGGAGCAGGACAUGGACACCCUCAGCACCCUGCAGGACCCCAAGGAGCUGUGGGAGGACGAGGCCUGGCAGCCCGAGUGCUUCUGGGGCUGCACCUUCCAGCCCAAGGUGCCUGUGGGUCCCCGGUGCCGCCGGCGCCGCUGGCUCCGCAACCUGGUCCCUGCCGAGCCCCCACUGGUGGCACCGGUAUUCCUGCUCCGGGGAGUGCCGGACGCCGAGGACCUGGCCCAGGGCAAUCCAGCUGUGGCCCCGCAGCUGCCGGGGGGCUCCCCCCGAACACUCCUGCAGCAGCCACCCCCCUUCAUCCUCUGCACCUUCCAAAGGUCCGGCCGCUUCCAGCUCCGUUGUUACAUCUUCCAGGCGCUGGAUCUGGCCCCCAGCAGAGCCAGGACCUCCAUAGAUGCCACCGCGCACGUGUCGUUCGUGUCCCUGAGCCAGCGCACGCGAGUGGUGCGCGGGGCCCUGGACCCGCGGUGGGAGCAGACGCUGCUGUUCCCCCGGGUGCUGCUUUUCGGGGACCUCCACCGCAUCCGGGAGGAUCCCCCUCCCGUGGUGGUGGAGGUGUGGGACCAGAGGGGACAGGGCGCCCGUGUUUUCCUGGGGAGGUGCGUGUGCAUCCCGCAGGUGUGGCUGGAUAUGGGACACCGAGAGCCCCCCCGGCUCCAGCCGCACCCCCUGCAGGGGCCGCGGGGCCCGGCCGGGGAGCUCCUGGCUGCCUUCGAACUCUUGCACGAGCCCGAGGACGGGUCCCUGGCUCCGCUCGGUCCCCUGCCUCUGAGGAAGGACGAGUUCGGCAUCCCCCCGGAACUGCAGCCUCGCCUGCAGAGGGUGGCACUGGAGGUGCUGGCCUGGGGGCUGCGGGGGCUGCACGGGGCUGUGCAGGAGCCACGACUGGAGCUGCAGUGGGGGGAGCAGAGCCUGUGGACACCCCCGAUCCAAGAUAUUGCCACCAACCCAAACUUCCCCUGCAACGCCUUUGUGCUCACCCUGGUGCUGCCCGAGGAGAAGUGGUUCAUGCCGCCCAUCCGGCUGCGGCUCUGGGACCGGGCGGACACGGAGCGGCGGCUGCUGCUGGGCCAGUCCAGUAUCAGGGGCCUGGGCCAGUACCGCUGCCACCUGCCCCGCCAGGGGCAGCUCCUGGGCUCUGGCAAUGCCAGCAAUGGCUCUCACAUGGUUGUGACAAUGCCAGAUGAGCUCCUUUCCCUGCCCAUCUCCUCUAGCCACUGGAAACGUUGUUGUUCCUUUUUCCUUGCCACAGCCCCAGCCAGGAUAGCUCAAGACCUGCUUAGCUACCUCAGGAACAAUGGGGCUGAGGACAAGGACGAGGAAGAAGAGGAGGAAGAGGAGGAGGAGGAGGAGAGGGACUGGUGGAGCAAAUUCUAUGCAUCCAUGGAGGAGAAGGACCCCAAAUCUCCACAGGGAACCAACGGGGACAGACUGAAGAUCUACGGUUGCGAGCUGGAGGCAGUGCCCGAGUUCGAGGGGCUGCAGGAUUUCUGCCAGACCUUCCCCCUCUACAAACCGGGCCGUGCCCCUGUGCCUGGGCAGGACCCCGAGCCCGUGGGCAGCUUCAAGGGGCUUUUCCGCAUCUACCCCGUACCCGAGGCGGCUGGAGCGUGCCCCCCCCCCCGCUGCUUCCAGCGCCUGCCGCCCAGUGCCCCACAGGAGUGCCUGGUGCGGGUCUACAUUGUGCGAGCCCUCCACCUGUCCCCCCGCGAUGUCACCGGGCUGAGCGAUCCCUACGUGCGGGUGUCACUGGGCAAGAAAACGCUGGGACAGCGAGACCAGUACGUGCCCAACACCCUGGAGCCCGUUUUCGGCAGGAUGUUUGAGCUGACAGCCACCAUCCCACUGGAGAAGGACCUGCGGGUGACAGUCGUGGACUACAACAAGGUGCCACCAGACCAGGAGAUCGGCAGCACCACCAUCGACCUGGAGAACAGGCUGCUGUCCCACUUCCGUGCCCACUGCGGGCUUCCCACCCUGUACCACACUGCAGGCCCCACGUGCUGGCGGGACCAGCUGUGCCCCAGCCGGACCCUGGAGCUGUUAACGGGGACCCGGGGGCUGCCCGGGCCCCUCUUCAACUCCCAGGGCAACGCUCUGACCCUCAACGGGCAGAGCUUCGAGCUGCGGCACUUUGAGAGGGGUCACCCCCGGCUCCGGCAUCCCGGAGAGCCCCGGGAGCGCCUGGCCCUGCACGUGCUGAACCUGUGCGAGCUUGUCCCGGAGCACCUGGAGACGAGGAGCCUGGAGAACAGCGCCCAGCCCGGGCUGGAGCAGGGCAAGGUGCAGAUGUGGGUGGACAUUUUCCCCACCAGCCUCGGCCCUCCCGGGCCCCCCGUCAACAUCGACCCCCACAAGGCUGAGGGGUAUGAGCUGCGCUGCGUGGUGUGGAGGGUGCAGGACACGGACCUGGGGGACAUCAACCUGCUGGGCCAGCGCAUGAGUGACAUCUACGUGUCCGGGUGGCUGGACGGGCUCCCCGAGCAGCGACAGCAGACCGACAUCCACUAUCGGUCCCAGGACGGGAACGGCGCCUUCAACUGGCGCUUCGUGUUCCCCUUCGAGUUCCUGGCAGCCGAGAAGCUGUGUGCCAUCCACCGCAAAGAGCACGUGUGGAGUUUGGACGAGACGCUGCUGAAGGUGCCACCCAAACUCAUCCUCCAAGUGUGGGACAACGACAAGUUCAAGGCGGACGAUCUGCUGGGGACCCUGGAGCUGGAGCUCACCCAGCUGCGCCGGCCGGCCCGCAGCGCCCACCUGUGCUGGGCCACGCCGCAGGACCUGCCCUGGUUCUCCCGGCCCUGGUGCCGCGCACAGGUGCUGGAGCGCUCCCCUCUGAACCUGUUCCGCAGACGGAGGGCGCGGGGCUGGUGGCCCUGCACCAUGCAGGAGGACAGCGGCCAGCGGCUCUCUGGGAAGCUGCAGCUCAGCCUGGAGCUGCUGACGGCACAGGAGGCAGAGGAGCAGCCGGUAGGGAAGGGUCGGGAGGAGCCCAACAAGCACCCGACGCUACCCGAGCCCAAGCGCCCCAAGUCCUCGUUCCUGUGGCUGCGCUCCCCGGUGAGCCUGUUGCGCCACGGCAUCCCCUGGCGCUACUUGCUCUGGAUCGGCCUGGGGCUGGCGGCCUUCCUGCUGCUCCUGGUGCUCCUCCAUUCCUUCUUCCCGGGCUCUUUGGUGGUGAAGGUGACUGACCCGCGCCAGCUCCUGCAUCCCUCCGGCAAGGAGCAACCGGGCACGGAGUGUCCCCUGGGCGGGAGGGGAACAAAAGCCUGA